AACCUCUGAUUUUUUUACACAGUCGGUAAUUCGCAACAUGUGAUACGAAGUUCCAUAAGCUUGCAUUGUCUAUCUUUAUACCUCGUCUGUGGUAGAAGUUAUUUACAAAGAGUACAUUGUAUUUUAUACUUUUCCCGGUUUUUCACGCGGAAGAAUGCGUGCAACGCUGGAGAAUCUAUAAGUUGAAACAUGGUUCGUGGUGUAUUUGGCUUCAUCCGUGUUUCCAUCGCUGUGAUAAUAUUGAGACAGUAGCAUCGUGUUUCGCUGCGUAUAGUUGUGUUAGAUGUCAAGAUAAAAAGUAUCGUAUUUUGCUCGCACGACAAACGUGCGGAUCGAAAUGUAAUUAGUGUACAUAUAUUAUUAUAGUUAAUUCUCAAUGAGAAUGACAAUGGCAUGGUCGCAAGUUAAGGAACAUCUUGGAGUGGCCAUUCAUAACUUUGUACAUGGGACCCCCCAUGCACUACAAUUAUCAGUUGGGGAAGUGGUAUAUAUAUUAGCAGAGUGUGGAGAUUGGUAUUAUGGACGAAACAAAUGUAAAGGGACAUGUGGGAUUUUUCCAAAAUCCUAUAUACACAUUUUAGAAAAAUCAAUGAGUAUGGAUUGUUUGAUACAUGAAAUUACUAAUGUUUUAAGAGAAUGGGGACAUCAUUGGAAGCAUUUAUAUGUGACUCAUUCAGAGCAUUUUAAAAACAUGCAACAACAAAUUCUAGAAUUAAUAGGAUAUAGAAGCAAAAUUUUAAGUGGUACUUUAACAGUGGAUGAAUUGAAAGAUAUGAAAAGAUUAGCUACAGCUAGGAUUGAUACUGGCAAUCAAUUAUUGGGCCUAGAUAUGGUUGUCCGUGAUGAUCAGGGAAAUGUCCUUAAUCCAGAAGAAACAAGUACAAUUCAAUUGUAUUAUCAUCAUGAAACAGCUGCUGAAAGAAUAAGAAAAGCAGCAAAUGAUAUGAAAAAGAAGCCUUUGAAACCACAAGCACCUGUCUACUCACAUAUCUUCUUUGUUAGCGUAAGGAAUUUUGUAUGUAAAAUGACUGAAGAUGUAGAGUUACUAUUGACAUUAUAUGAUGGUCGUGAAAUGAAAGCAAUUACCGAAAACUAUGUAGUUUCAUGGAGUAAGGAAGGACUAGCCAGAGAUAUAGAUCAACUUCACAAUCUUCGAGUUUUAUUCACUGAUCUUGGUUCUCGUGAUUUAGCUAGAGAUAAAGUUUAUUUAGCUUGUUAUGUAAUUAGAGUAGGUGGUAUGGAAGCUAAAGAUAUGGAUCACCGACGUUCAAGUGUUGCACAAAUUAACCAGAAAACAAGAAAUACUGAAACUAUGAGAAGACCUUUUGGUGUAGCAGCCAUGGAUAUUACAUUAUAUAUUACUGGUAAACUUGAAGGUGAUUCAGAUCAUCAUCAUUUCAUACCAUUUGUACAAUGUUGUGAGAAAGAAAGUUUAGAUGGCACAUUACGAAGAAUUCUGUCUCAAAAAGAAGCAAGUAUUCAGAAAAGUGGCAAUGGCAGUAAUGGUAAUUUUACUGGUGGUCAGGGUUUGUGGGCUAGUUUAAAAUUGCUUAGAGGGGAUCCGAAACAAGUGAGAGAGGAGAAUCCUCAUUUAGUACUUGGUAAUGUUGCUACUGCAAGAAAAAUGGGUUUUCCAGAAGUUAUUUUACCAGGUGAUGUGAGAAAUGACUUAUAUCUCACAUUGAUUAGUGGUGAAUUUAAUAAAGGUUCAAAAUCUACUGACAAGAAUGUUGAAGUAACGGUUAAAGUGUGCAAUGAGUUUGGCACUCCUAUACCAGGUGUUAUGACACUGGGCGGUGGAGCUUUGCCGAUUGACGAAUAUCAUAGCGUUAUUUACUACCAUGAGGAUAAACCAAGAUGGUGUGAAACAUUCAAGAUUGCUAUACCUAUUGAAGAAUUCAAACAGGCACAUUUAAAAUUCACGUUUAAGCAUCGAAGUUCGAAUGAAGCGAAAGAUAAAAGCGAGAAACCUUUUGCCUUAAGUUAUGUGAAGUUAAUGCAACGUAAUGGGACCACAUUGCAAGAUAUACAGCAUGAAUUGCUAGUCUAUAAAUUAGAUCAAAAGAAAUAUGAAGAAGCUGAUAUCUCGUAUUUGAAACUUCCAUCUACAAGAAGUGAAUUGGUUGAACUAAAUGUUGAGAAAAAGCCAACAUUAGGAGUGCUUACUUUAAGUACUAAGGACAGUUUUCUCAUAGCCACUAAUAUUUGUUCAACAAAACUAACACAGAAUGUAGAUUUAUUAGGAUUAUUAAACUGGGCAUCGCAUAAUACAGACUUAAAAGAAUCUUUGGCUGCUUUAAUGAAAGUUGAUGGAGAAGAAAUUGUUAAGUUUCUGCAGGAUGUUCUGGAUGCAUUAUUUAAUAUACUAAUGAGUAAUUCGGACAGUGAUGUUUAUGAUGAUAUGGUAUUUGAGUGUUUGUUGUACAUUAUCGGUCUAGUGUCUGAUAGAAAGUAUCAACACUUUCAACCAGUAUUAGAUUUAUAUAUUUCUGAGAGUUUUUCUGCGACACUCGCAUACAAAAAGUUAAUUGCAGUAUUACGUAAACGUAUAGAUAAUGCUACUAAUAAUGACGGGCAAGAACGUGAUAUACUUCUAAAAACAAUGAAAAGUCUUCAAUAUUGUAUGAGAUUCGUUGUUGAAUCUCGUUUUCUAUUUACCGAGUUAAAUCAAGAUGAAGAAGAAUUUUCUCAGACGUUAACAGAAUUAUUGAAAUCAAUAGUUGAACUCAUGAGACAUGAAACAGAUGGUACUUUAUUAGUGCAAGGAGCAUGUCUUAAAUAUUUACCAACCACUAUACCUCAUUUAUUGCGAGUAUACAGUGGUAAACAAUUGAGCAUAAUCUUGACCGAUUUGUUAGUUACUUUACCGACAGGAAGAUUGACGAAACAAAAAAUGAUGACAGUAAAUGAUAUCGUUCAUAGUCAGCUUUUCCUGAAUGCGGAAUGUAGAGCAAUUUUAUUACCUAGGAUUACUAUUUUAGUUCGAGACUUACUGGAGGCCAAAGAAGAGGGGCUGUCAAGUACGCCUGGAAAAAGCGUGGCGAAGGUAGCCAGGCUGCUCGGCGAGAAUCGACAUCGACUCAACCAGCAUCGCGGCUAUUCUGAGGAGGUUGAAUUAUGUGUCAAGAUUUUAUCUGACAUAUUGGAAUUAACAUUUAGGAAAGAUAUAGGAAGUACAGUGCAGGAUGUGAAGGAGAUUAUGCUCACAGCUCUACGGACUAUCAUUCAAACAGUUAUAUCCAUGGACAGAGAAAAUCCAUUAGUUGGAAAUCUAGUUUCAGUUAUGUUAGCAAUAUUCAGACAAAUGACUCGACAACAUUAUGAGAUUUAUAUAACACAUUUUGGAACUAACUUUGAUUUGCUGGAUUUCCUUAUGGAAAUAUUAUUGGUAUUCAAAGAUUUAGUUUCAAGGAGUGUGUUCCCAAGUGAUUGGUGUGAAAUGAUUAUGCUUCAAAACAGUAUCAUUUUGAAAUCACUGCGUUACUUCUCUGGUACCAUCAGAGAUUACUUCUUCAAGAAUUUCGAGCAACAGGCUUGGUCGAAUUUUUUCCAUUGUGCUAUUGCAUUUUUGACCCAGCCUACCUUGCAGUUGGAGAUGUUUACACCAUCGAAACGCAAUCGCAUUGUCUCGCGUUACAAUGAUAUGCGCAGAGAGACAGCUUUUGAAAUACGUUCGAUGUGGUUCAAUUUGGGCCUACAUAAAAUAUUGUUUGUUCCUGCUUUGGUCGGAGCAAUAUUAGAAAUGGCGUUAAUUCCCGAAAGCGAAUUAAGAAAGGCAACUAUACCGAUAUUCUUUGAUAUGAUGCAAUGUGAAUUUUAUAGUUCGCGCAUCGUUGAAGGAUACGGCGAUACGAAAAGGGAUCCUGCUCAUAUAAAAGCUAAUUUCACAGAAUAUGAAAAUGAAAUGAUCGCAAAGUUGGAUAUAUUGGUCGAAGGAGGGAGAGGGGAUGAACAAUUUCGUUCUCUUUGGACUCAGGUAAUGGGUAAUCUUUGCGAGAAACAUUCAACUAUGCGGGAACAGGGUUUACGUUUCGUGGAUACGGUAGCUAAGCUCAUGGAACGGUUAUUACAAUACCGCGAUAUUAUUCACGCGGAGUCCCAAGAACAUAGAAUGUUAUGUAUCGUAAAUUUGUUAGAAUUUUACUCCGACAUAAAUAGAAAGGAAAUGUAUAUCAGAUAUGUGAACAAGCUUUGCGAAUUGCAUCUGGAGUGUGAUAAUUACACUGAAGCGGCGUACUCGCUGAAAUUACAUAGUCAAUUAUUAGCAUGGAGCGAUCAACCAUUGCCACCUUUACUAAGAUCACACAGUAGAUACUUAUCGUGUCAAACGCAUCGUGAAUUAAAAGAAGCACUGUACAACGACAUGAUCGAUUACUUCGAUAAAGGUAAAAUGUGGGAAUGUGCGUUAGCCGUAUGUAAAGAGUUAGUCGCGCAGUACGAAGAAGAGACGUUUGACUACCUACAACUUUCUGUAUUGUUACAACGCAUGGCCAAGUUUUAUGAUGCUAUAGUGAAACAAUUACGGCCGGAACCAGAAUAUUUUAGGGUUGCAUAUUACGGUCGAGGUCAUCCUGCGUUUUUGCAAAAUAAGGUGUUCAUUUACCGUGGAAAGGAAUAUGAAAGACUCAGUGAUUUUUGCUCUCGAACGUUAAAUCAGCUACCAAACGCAGAACAGAUGAAUAAAUUGUCUCCCCCCACUUCAGAGAUAUUAGAGUCGAAUCAUCAGUAUGUGCAAAUCAAUAAAGUAGAUCCUCUGAUGGAUGAGAAGAGAAACCGACUCAGUGGGAAGCCGAUAACAGCGGAUGCAGUUCUCAGGUACCAUAGAGUAAACGACGUACAACGUUUCCGGUUUUCGAGGCCAGCGCCCAAAAAGGAUGUAAUCUCAUUCGUGAAUUCUGAUAAAGAAAAGGAGACUAACAUUAAUACUAAUAACGAAUUUGCAUCGUUAUGGUUAGAAAGGACAGUAUUGGUGACAAGUCAUCCCUUACCAGGAAUUCUUAGGUGUUUCCCUGUUACAUCCAGUCAAACAUACUUAGUCAGUCCACUUCGCAAUGCGAUAGAAACGAUGGAAGCUACCAACACCAUGCUGAGAGAUUUAAUUAUAGCUCAUAAAGCGGAUCACAGUCUUCCAUUAAAUCCUCUGAGUAUGAAACUUAAUGGCAUAUUAGAUCCAGCGGUAAUGGGUGGCAUUGAUAACUACGAGAAAGGUUUCCUUAACGCUGAAUAUCGUGCUUCGCAUCCAGAAGAAAGUUCAGAUCUUCUCAAGUUAGAAGGAUUAAUUGCUGAACAGAUACCGUUAUUAGGCGUUGGCUUGCAGUUGCAUAAAGCACGUGCCCCCCCUGAAUUAUCACCGUUUCAUCAGCGCUUGGAACAGUGUUUUGCAUCCAUGCGAAGUCAAGUUGAAGCGAAAUAUGGAAAGAGGACGUGUGAUUUGCAAAUCGAGACUUUAACUCAAACCGUUACCAUGCGAAGACCACAAACGGUGAGAGGAGAGAAUCAUCGUUUGUCUGAAUCAAAUAUAGUGAACUCGGACUGUGGAACUCACUCCAGGGUAUCCUCUCUCACAAGAUCCCAAGUUACAACGUUCAAGUCGUUCACAUCAUUCAAUUUUAACAACAGUACACCCUCAUCCAGCGCUCAGAACGUCAGUUUAUCAAGGUAA
This is a messenger RNA of Nomia melanderi (Alkali bee), 5662 nucleotides long. Lineage: Eukaryota; Metazoa; Arthropoda; Insecta; Hymenoptera; Halictidae. The record is from RefSeq and is a predicted model, not a curated record.